UGAGGUGAGGGUUUCUAUGUUCAAUUUCAUUCACUCCUUCACAUAGAUGGGACAGCGUAUGCCAGUAAGGUAUAGUAACAGGUACUAGGUCUCUACUAUCAGAACUAAGCAAAGACCCGGGGGGUUCUGUUUACAGCCAGGAGCAUCCUUUUGUCAACAACCCCAUCCAUUCACUCCAUCAAAGCAUGGAUCAUCUAGGCAUCAAUACGAUCCCACUGCAUUGCAUGUUGGUCCUCAUGAUCGGAUUGUUACACAUCGUAGGUACAACUAGCCUAUAUCCUCUGGAGAUGAACCCUUCUAGAUUGGUGGUGAGGUAUGGAGACCCAGUUUCAGUCAACUGCAGUACAUCGGUUGCAGACCUUGAAGGCAUGGGCUGGGAAGCAUCUGAUGGAGGCACACGCCUGGUUGUCAACGUCACAUGGCUCAUGUGGACAGUAGAGCGCUUGGAAGACUGGAAUGGAAGUCCUAAGUGCUACAUCAAUCUCAAGAAUGGAGAUCAGCCUGUGGAGACACUUGGGGUCACUCUAUACCAACUUCCAGACGUUGUGUCCAUCUCUCCUCUGAACCACACUGGACCAGUGGUGGAAGGGACAGAGUACCAGCUGCAGUGUGACAUCCUCAAUGUUGCUCCUGUCCAGAACCUCACUGUGACCUGGUACAAAGGAAAUGAAACCAUAAAGACAGACUCUUAUAGUGACCAGAGUAAGACACCAGUGAAUGAGUCAUCUAUCCUCACCAUCACCCCAAGUAGAGAAGAUGACGGCGCACUGUACAGAUGUGAGGCUCAACUCAACCUGGGACCAGAGGGACCACAUCCUUCUGCUAUUGAUUCCGAUUUUAGCCUAACCGUGCUCUAUAAGCCAGUGAUCCUCAAGUGUCCAUGCAGUUUUGCUGGUGAGGAGCACACAUUCAGCCUGGACAUGAAUAUCUGUGCAGCUGAUGGGAAUCCUCGUCCCCAUGUUCAGUGGUACCUGCAGGGGAGACUGCUAAACAGCUCUGAGCUCCUGACCAGGAGGAACUCAGGGGAAUAUGUCUUUACAGCCACCAAUGACCAUGGCAAUGGCAACUCUACCGUCAAAAUCACAGUGGAAUAUGCCCCUGAGUUGAUCUGCCCUGUUCACUAUGAAGGUGAAGAGGGUAAAAAUCACAACCUCACUUGUUCAGCUGGAGGGAUGCCGGCACCUACGAUUAUCUGGAGCAAAGAUGGGAAAGAAAUACAUAUACCUGUGCGUCUGACCAGGAAAGAUAGCGGGGAGUACAACGUCUCAGCAGUGAACAAACAUGGAACUUCUUAUCGUAAAAUGGAUUUCAACAUCUUGUAUGCCCCUGAGUUCCUGUCAGGAGAGGACACGCUGGAGUUGUCUGAGGGUGGUGAUGAGUCUCUGGUCUGCAGCGCUGAGGGAAACCCUCCUCCUAAGAUGGAGUGGACCUACGAUGACGCUGCAGGAAAUGUACAUGUGACCACUGAGGGGCGCCAGAGCACUGUCAGAAUCACAGGAGCCACGUUGACCAACACGGGAAGCUACAUCUGCAAUGCCACGAAUAGAGUUGGGACAGUGACCAGAAUGAUCACAGUGAUGAUGAAAGUACCCCCCAGUGACACGUGGUAUUACAUUGUGAUCAUCUCACUCAUUAUCAUCCCCUUGAUCAUCAUAAUCAUCAUAAUCUUGUGCCUGAAACACCAUACUAAAAAACAAGGACGAUUCACCCCCAUCCCUCAAGACUCUUGUCAAGCGACUGGACAGCACACACAAUCAACUGAUUUGCCUUUAAACACACUGUCUCAGAAAGCCAAUGGUUCCCACUGAGUGGGCUCUAUAAGGCAAUCAAUCAAGACUGAGCAACUGGACAGAUGCUUUGCUAUAUGUCAGGCUGUUACUCAUAUCUCUUUUGGAUUGUGUAAUUUCUGUGUUAUAAUUUUGCUUUUAAUGCCUCCAAUUCUAGACUAAGAUUAGUGUUUUUAAUGACCCUUACAGGAUUAUUAAUAAUUGUUAGAAAUGCAAUGGUGUGUUUAAAAUACUGUGUUAGACGCUUGAUAGGUGCUCGAGCUUGAUAUACAGUAGCUAUUUAAAUUAAAUGUGUUCAUCAGCGUUUUUUAUGUUCUUGUUUUUGUAACACAUUUUAGUGCCAAUCCACGGUUUAUCUGACACUGAGGUGUUUUAUCUUUGUCUCAACUAGUGCACAGUGCCCAUGAUGCAGUCGGUGAUUAAGAUGUCAGUGAGACACACAAAACACAAAUUCCUGAAACUAUAGAUAAUGCACAGUGCCCGUGAUGAAGUAGGUGACACAUACACACACAGAACAAAUUGCCAAUGCUCUGGUGCAGUUGUGCACAUUUUAUGUAGCCUACAGAUGUCUGCUGUUUCCUACAUUAUCAAUUGCUUGUGUUAUGUUAAUCAAAAUGUAUCAUAUUGGAUCUAUGAUCAGUUGUCUUACCCCCAUAAACAUCGAUACAUUUAGUUCAUCACAUACGUCCUUACAUGCACAAUUAUUGAGACAGUUGUCAUAAUUGUAGUCCUAACUCAUCAUAUAUGUAAAGUUCUGCCGAAGGGAUGAUUGCUAUGUUUACAUUAACAUUUAAGUUUUUUUUCCUUUGUGCAAUGCAGUGCUCUUUAGUAUUGUAUUUUCUAUAUCGCUUUCACAUAAAGACAGGAGACAAGGAGGUUAAUUCGUGAGAACAUUGUUCCUGUUGCUUGCGGCUCACUAUAUCUUUGACUCAAUAAACCAACCAAGGAAGCUAAAGUGGUAUGAAUAGUGUUCUUGUUUCAAACCCGUUGCAGC
Hypomesus transpacificus is the source of this 2781-nucleotide messenger RNA. RefSeq names its product hemicentin-2-like. Gene Ontology annotation, cellular component: membrane. Gene Ontology annotation, biological process: cell-cell adhesion. Bases 186 to 1808 code for a protein of 540 amino acids. The transcript is spliced from 7 exons. Gene Ontology annotation, molecular function: integrin binding. The record is from RefSeq and is a predicted model, not a curated record. Lineage: Eukaryota; Metazoa; Chordata; Actinopteri; Osmeriformes; Osmeridae.